GUGAAUGGCUACCAAAUCUGUGAAUAUCAAAUGGACGAAUGGAAAAAGUACCUUUAAAAAUGUAUCAUUGUCUCUUGAUGAGCCACCUGAUGUUUUCAAGGCUCAGAUAUUUGCUCUGACCAGCGUGCCACCUGAAAGACAAAAAGUAAUGCUGAAAGGUAAAUUAGUUAACGACGGUGAAUGUUGGAAUGAUUCAAUAAAAGCGCUUCUGAAAGACAACUGCACUCUUAUGUUGAUGGGCUCCGCAGACGAGGUGAUUGAAGAACCUAACGAGAAAGUUAAAUUCCUAGAAGACAUGAAUGAAUCUGAACGAGCACAAGCUUUUGAUGCGCCAAUGGGUUUGAAAAACCUGGGGAAUACUUGUUAUUUGAAUGCUACAAUCCAAUGCCUGAAAACAAUACCUGAGCUAGAUAAAGCUAUUAACGAGUACACGCGCGACACUAACAGUUCGCUCAGUGACGAAACCGAUAUUGUACAACAUAUGUCAUUGCUGUACCAAAAUUUCAACAUGACCGAAGAAGCACGAAUUCCGGCACUAUAUAUUUUCAUCGCAGGCGUGCAUAGAUGGCAACCGCGCUUCAGCGAGAAAGAUGACCACGGAGGGUUUAUGCAACAAGAUGCUAAUGAAUUCUACCUUGAAUUGCUAUCCGAACUCAGGAACAAAGUUAAAACUCCGGGUUCUGAAUCGCGUACCUACGUAAAAAAAUUGAUGGCAAUCGAAUUAGAGUCAACCACGAAAUGCCUGGAAACUGAUGAUGAGCCAGUGAAAACUGAGAAAGAGAAUGAGUUGCAACUCAGUUGUUUCAUCAACCAGUCAAUUAGUCAUAUUUACUCUGGAAUUAAAAACAAAAUGACGGAAACAAUUCACAAAAGAUCCGAAACAUUGGGGCGUGAUUCAGACUUCCAGAAGAGUAGUCUAAUAUCAAGGCUACCAGGAUAUCUCUGCGUUCAGCUGGUUCGGUUUUCGUAUAAGCAAAACAAAGGUGUUAACGCCAAACAAUUGCGGGAUGUGAAAUUUCCAAUGGAGCUGGAUCUCUAUGAUUUAUGUACACCUGAACUGCAGGGAAAGCUAGAAGCUACUAGAACUCUGCUAAAGGAUGAAGAUGACAGAAAAGCACUAGAGGUUAAAGCCAAGAAGGCAAAAGGAGAGCCGAUGGAUACUUGGGAGGGAAGCCAGGAAGUUCAGUAUGAGCAGUCUGGAUUACCUGACGAUCCGUUUUCCAGCAACUCAGCAAAGUAUGAAUUAAUCUCGGUUCUGACUCACCAAGGCCGUAACAGUUCUUCUGGCCAUUACAUUGCAUGGGUGAAAAAAGCCGAUGAUUAUUGGUUUAAAUGUGACGAUGACAAAAUUUCAGCUGUAACUAACGACGAGAUACUGAAACUCUCUGGCGGAGGUGACUGGCAUAUGGCCUAUCUGCUGUUUUACAAGACACGAAGUCCUGAAAAAGUUGCUACAAGUAAUUAAACGAAAUCGCCUAUCAUUGAGCGUCCUAUUAUUAAGCUAUUAUUGUAAUAUAAAGUUAAAAAGUGAAUAGAAGUGCUAUUCUUGAAUUACUUUGUGUGAAUGUGAAAGAGUUAAUCAAUUCUUUUUAAAA
Symsagittifera roscoffensis is the source of this 1595-nucleotide messenger RNA. RefSeq names its product ubiquitin carboxyl-terminal hydrolase 14-like. Lineage: Eukaryota; Metazoa; Xenacoelomorpha; Acoela; Convolutidae. The transcript has a single exon. Bases 5 to 1465 code for a protein of 486 amino acids. Gene Ontology annotation, molecular function: protein binding; cysteine-type deubiquitinase activity; proteasome binding. Gene Ontology annotation, biological process: proteasome-mediated ubiquitin-dependent protein catabolic process; protein deubiquitination; regulation of proteasomal protein catabolic process. The record is from RefSeq and is a predicted model, not a curated record.